GACAAGAUCCACAUGCGCGGGAUGGUGUUCCACGCGUACCACGGCGUCCUCCCCGAGGAGAAGACGCUCGGGCAGAAGUUCGUCGUCGACGUCGCGAUGUCGACGUGCCUUCGCGCCGCGGAGGCGAGCGACGACAUCGGCGACACGGUCGAUUACGCGCGCGCGUUCGACGUCGUCAAGGGAGAGGUGACCGGGGCGUCGAGGGACCUCAUCGAGUGCGUGGGCGGGCGCGUCGCGAGCGCGCUCCUUCGGACGUUCCCGAGCGUCGCGGACGUGCGCGUCGGGGUCAGGAAGCCGCACGUCGCGGUCGAGGGCGUGCUCGAGUCGCUCGGGGUGGAGGUUUUCCGGAGCAGA
Micromonas pusilla CCMP1545 is the source of this 354-nucleotide messenger RNA. RefSeq lists its product as uncharacterized. Gene Ontology annotation, biological process: folic acid-containing compound metabolic process. Gene Ontology annotation, cellular component: cytoplasm. NCBI's taxonomy places the organism in Eukaryota, Viridiplantae, Chlorophyta, Mamiellophyceae, Mamiellales, Mamiellaceae. The record is from RefSeq and is a predicted model, not a curated record. The transcript has a single exon. Gene Ontology annotation, molecular function: dihydroneopterin aldolase activity. The annotation marks the transcript as partial.